Scleropages formosus (Asian bonytongue) is the source of this 2053-nucleotide messenger RNA. RefSeq names its product solute carrier family 25 member 29-like (gene slc25a29l). The record is from RefSeq and is a predicted model, not a curated record. Gene Ontology annotation, cellular component: mitochondrion. NCBI's taxonomy places the organism in Eukaryota, Metazoa, Chordata, Actinopteri, Osteoglossiformes, Osteoglossidae. Gene Ontology annotation, molecular function: high-affinity L-arginine transmembrane transporter activity. The coding region runs from base 349 to 1269 and encodes 306 amino acids. Gene Ontology annotation, biological process: mitochondrial L-ornithine transmembrane transport. The transcript has 4 exons.
GACCGAAAUAGAAAGUGCUAGAAGGGCUCGAGAGCGAACGGUUGUCGUGGUUGCUCACGGAAACGGUUCAGAAAUCUAAUAAGCAAAGUUCAGCAGUCUCAGUACUUUUCGAGAGACGUCACCACCAAACCGACACAAAUUUGUAGGCUGAAACGCGGAAAAAAUAAGACGUUUUCGUAAUUAUCCAGAGCACACAGAGCAGGAUAAAUCGAUCCGGCUCGAGCCCAGACCAGACGAGCUAGCUGAGGAGGGUGACUGAAGAGGAGCACAUCGCUACACCGGGAGUGUUCUGCGGCUUAGGAACUUGGGGGAAAGCGCUUUGUUUCCUAGAUAAGUUGUUACAGGGGGAUGGCAUUAGACUUCGUUGCAGGGUGCAUAGGAGGUGCUGCCGGGGUCCUGGUCGGACACCCCUUUGACACUGUGAAGGUCAGACUUCAGGUUCAAAAUGUGGACAAGCCUCUGUAUCGGGGGACUUUGCACUGCUUCCAGUCCAUUGUGCGGCAGGAAUCUGCGUUUGGUCUGUAUAAAGGAAUCGGCUCCCCCAUGAUGGGCCUGACCUUCAUAAACGCCAUUGUGUUCGGCGUCCAGGGCAACACAAUGCGGCUGUUGGGCCGGGACACGCCUCUCAACCAGUUCCUGGCUGGCGCAGCAGCCGGCGCAAUCCAGUGUGUCAUUUGCUGUCCCAUGGAGCUGGCUAAGACACGUAUGCAGAUGCAGGGCACGGGUGAGAAGAAGUCUAAGAAGAAGCUCUACAAGAACUCCUUGGACUGCUUGGUGCGAAUCUACAGGAAAGAGGGCGUGUGGGGCAUCAACCGCGGCAUGGUGUCUACCUUUAUUCGCGAGACUCCUGGCUUCGGCGUCUACUUCCUGGCUUAUGAUGUGCUGACGCGAUCCUUGGGCUGCGAGCCCGAAGACCCCUAUAUGAUCCCGAAGCUCCUCUUUGCCGGUGGCAUGUCUGGUAUUGCUUCGUGGAUCUCCACCUAUCCGGUGGACGUGAUCAAGUCCCGGCUGCAGGCUGAUGGGGUCGGUGGCGUCAACCAGUACAACGGCAUCGCAGACUGCAUGCGCCAGAGCUGGCAGAAGGAGGGUUGGCGGGUGUUCACACGGGGCCUUACCUCCACUCUGCUGCGGGCUUUCCCUGUCAACGCCACCACUUUUGCCACCGUCACCCUGUUCCUCAUGUACAUGCGGGGGGAUGAGGGUGGCCUGAAGGACUGUGAGCCAGCCCCUCACGCCCUCGCGCAGCAGGCCCAGCCAUCUAGCUUGUGACUGCUCCCCAGGGUGAUGGAACAGCAUAUGGCUUUUAGCAUAAGCCAUUUUUUAUGCUGCAUGUAUAUGCAGCAUGCAACUGUAAAUGACAUCUUUGUUUCCGUUUCUGUAUUUUUUUUUUUUCUGUACAAAGCAACCUCUUUUAAUGAGCUGUUUUUAGAUUUGGCCCCUUCAAGGCCGUCGACAUGCGAUGCUGCUCUGCUGAUGCUCGGUGAGUGUGGUACGGUGUGGGAGUUCCCAACUACAGGCCAGGCCUUUGAUUGGCCUCUCUAUUGCAUGUAGUCAAGUGUCUGUUCUGGGCAGCCUAGUUGUCAAGAGAAUUCCCGUUGAUGGAACCUGACUUAUGCUGGGCUGAGCAGGUGAUACCAGAAGCAUAUGCCUGUGUGUGCUCACACUUGUUACUGGAGGUUGAGCAUUGGGUUCUUCUACAAAGGUAAAGUAUGUACUUGUACCUGCUCCUUUCUUGACAUAACUUUUGGUAUAUACAUCAUGUGAUCCUGUACCAUUGACCUUCUCUGCAAUGAAGACACAAUGGUACUGGAACUGUGCAAAAAUUCAAUGGUCAAGUAUAAUUGUGGGGCCUUGCUGCACAGUUUAUGGGCACAAUGAGCCAGAAUGAAGUUCAGGAAUUCCACAGGUGGUGGACGAGUUGUUUGGAAGAGAAGAUUGCAAGAACAGCCCUGUCACUUUGGUGAUAGUCUGUUAAAAUAAGUUGUAAAUAAAAUAUUGUGUGUUUUUUAAUGGAUAUCACUUGAAUGUGAACAUGACAUGGACUUUUUUUUUU